CGCCGUGGGAGCAGCAAGACCGUCACUCUCCAUGCUUCGAUCCCAGCGCCUUCUUGUCGGCCGCCGUGUGGGCUCAAGCCUCACGCGCGUGCAGACGCGCGACGCUAGCACCAUCAAGAAGCUCAUGGCCGCGAACCGCGGCGAGAUCGCCACGCGUAUCAUGCGCGCCGGCAACGAGCUGGGUCUCCGUACCGUGGGCAUCUUCUCCAAGGAGGACCGUUUCACGCAGCACCGCUACAAGGCGGACGAGAGUUUCCUCGUAGGUGCGGAUAAGUCUCCCGUAGGCGCGUACCUAGACAUCAACAGCAUCAUUCAGAUCGCUAAGGAGAACAACAUCGACGCUAUCCAUCCGGGCUACGGCUUCCUCAGUGAGAACGUGGGUUUCGCUGAGCAAUGCGCUAAGAACGGCAUUAAGUUCGUGGGUCCCACACCCGAGAACCUGCAGCGGUUCGGUGACAAGACCGCUGCGCGUGAGAUCGCCAUCGAACAGAAAGUUCCGGUGGUGCCAGGCACGGACGGACCUGUGCACAACCUCGACGAGGCGCGCGCCUUCAUCGACUCGGGUGUAGGUUACCCCGUGAUCAUUAAGGCCAGCAUGGGAGGCGGUGGCCGUGGUAUGCGCGUGGUCAACAGCGCCGAGGAGCUCGAGGAGAACUUCGAGCGAGCCAGCUCCGAAGCCCUGGCUGCUUUCGGUGACGGUACUGUCUUCAUCGAGCGGUACGUGGACCGCCCACGCCACAUUGAAGUCCAGAUCUUGGGUGACGGUAAGGGAAACGUCGUGCACCUGUACCACCGUGACUGUAGUGUGCAACGUCGUCAUCAAAAGGUGUUGGAGACGGCCCCAGCUGUGGGUCUGGACCCCAAGACGGAGAAGGCUAUGAUCGAUGACGCAGUGCGUCUCACCAGUGCUGCCAAGUACCUGAACGCCGGUACAGUAGAGUUCCUGGUGGACCAACAAGGACGUCACUACUUCAUCGAAGUGAACCCUCGUAUCCAGGUCGAGCACACGAUCACUGAGGAGAUCACAGGCAUCGACUUGGUGCAGAGUCAGAUCCGUAUCGCUGGUGGCGAGACCUUUAAGGAUCUGGGAUUGAGUCAGGACAAGAUCAAGCCUCGUGGCCAUGCCAUGCAGUGCCGUGUGACCACGGAGAACCCGAGCACGGGCUUCCAGCCGGACUCUGGAGUCAUUGAGGUAUUCCGUAGCCCCGGUGGCAUGGGCAUCCGUCUGGAUGACGGUCCUGGCUUCGUCGGUGCUCACAUUACGCCUCACUAUGACUCUCUACUCGUCAAGGUGACUGCUCGUGCGCUGGAUCGUGGUGACUGUGCGCACAAGCUGAAGCGUGCGUUGUCCGAGUUCCGUGUACGUGGCGUGACUACCAACAAGAGCUUCUUGGCCAAUGUAUUGAACCAUCCAGACUUUAUCAAGGGUGUUGUGGACACGAGCUUCAUUGCCAAGAACCCAGCUCUACUGGAGCCGUCGAAAUCCACUAACCGUGGCCAGAAGAUGCUGAAAUACAUCGGAAACACCAUCGUUAACGGCCCGGAGAAGGCGUUGGGUGCCACUGGUCCCUCUCCGUCGAAGGUGGACCCGAUUAUUCCGACGCUAACUGCUCCUCCUGCUUCCAAGGACAAGUCUCUGCGUCAGAUCUACGUCGAGCAAGGCCCCGAAGCCUUCGCCAAGGCUGUACGUGCCAAGAAGGGUCUGCUAUUGACGGACACGACGUGGCGUGAUGCUCACCAGUCGCUGCUGGCGACACGUAUGCGUACACGUGACAUGCUAGCUGUUGCUCCUGCGACUUCUAUCGCUAUGCGUGACGCCUUCUCGCUCGAGAUGUGGGGCGGAGCGACGUUCGAUGUGUCGAUGCGUUUCCUGCGUGAAGACCCGUGGGACCGUCUUGCUAUUCUUCGAGAAGCUGUGCCGGACAUCCCGUUCCAGAUGCUGCUCCGUGGUGCCAAUGCUGUUGGCUACACGAGCUACCCGGACAAUGUGGUGUACAAAACAUGA
Molecule: messenger RNA, 2005 nt
Organism: Phytophthora infestans T30-4
Lineage: Eukaryota; Oomycota; Peronosporomycetes; Peronosporales; Peronosporaceae
Product: pyruvate carboxylase, mitochondrial precursor
Exons: 2
Coding region: 32-2005 (657 amino acids)
Biological process (GO): gluconeogenesis; pyruvate metabolic process
Cellular component (GO): cytoplasm
Molecular function (GO): pyruvate carboxylase activity; ATP binding; metal ion binding
Source: RefSeq, a predicted model, not a curated record